ACAGGGUUCUGCUAACUACCUGGGUUGGAGCAGGAUAUUGCGGGGUUGAUUGCCGCAUGGCCCCCCCUCAUCUGACUUAUUAGUUACAAAAAAAUGUUUCCUGGGCCCCCUAGUUGCACAACCUUUGGUUUAUCCCAUUGCCUGCUGUGUCAGCUGCAUCCCACACUAAUGUAAAUGUCACAGCUAGGUAGCUGGCAGACACACAUCAUAAGGACAACAUAUCUUGAUCCCCCCGCCGUCAGGAUAUGAGCUCGUGACCUCCAUUUGUUGUGAAUAUGAACUAAAAUUAGGCUUGUCUAUGUUAUCUAGUCACAAUCCUUUAGAUGAAGAAUAUAGGUGUCAAGGCACCUAAUAAGAAUGACUAAGAGUUGCAAACAAGCUUUCAAUUUAAAGCUACAGGUCUACCCGGCAAGCAAUGAAAAUCUGGAAAACAGAACUGGGAACUAGGGUCUAAAAAAACACAAUCUGCCUAAUUACUUCAAAGUUAUUUGAAUAGAAUUAUCACACGCUCCCACCCCCACAAAAGAUACUCCAAUUUUAACUCUGAUGUUGUCUUUUAUUCUAAUUCAUGCAUUUGUCUGCCAACCAGUUUUGUACAUUUUUAAAUUACAAAGGAGUUGAAUUCUUGGCUCUCCAAAUCCAUUUGAAUUUGCUAUCUUUGCAAGCUAAUUUUCUAUGUUUGAUAUUUCAAAUUAAAAAUUAUGUUAGGUCAAAAAACCAGAACUUGUAAUAUCAAAGGUUCAAAAGAUCUUGUGAAAUUUUGCUUGAAAUUGUAUGUUUUAAAUGGUAGUUAGUGGCUAUGUAACGGAGAUUGUAGUUCCACUUAACCAGUCACUCUCUUUCCAGCUUGCCUUCCCUGUAUGAUGAAAGGAAGGCAAGUCACAACAAAUUCUCAUCCAAGCCACAUUCUCCUCAUUUUCUUGUCCAAGCAACCUUGCAAUCCUCAUCCUUCGAUAAUUGUAAGCUUUAAAGUUUCCAAUUCUUGAAGAUAAAACUAUUUUUUACAAAUCCGGCAACCUUAGGGCAUAACAUAUGGAUAGACUAAAGUAUUGCAAUGAUUACAUUAUGUACCCAUAAGAAUGAUGUCAAACUUUAUUAAGGUAAAACUUAAAUCUCUUUUGCCUCUGUAAUGGCUAACAGUCAUGAUAUAAAAUAAAUAGCAAAAUAUUUGGCUUACCUCUGCCUAUUAUUUUCCCCAUGGAACCACCCAGAAUGGUGUUCACUAUAAUUAACGAAAAAAGAGAGAAGCUCUAUAAACUUUUUGCUGCAUUAACAUUUUUUUCGAUUUACAAAAUUCAACAUUUCAAUUUUCCCCUAAGGUGGCCCAAUUCUUAAAAAAUAGUUUUAUUUGGGAGGAUGAGACACCCAAAAAAUAAUAUUGGAAGGACAAAGAUUUUGAGGUGGCUCAGAGAAAAAUAGAGGAGAAUGUGGCUUGGACAAAAAAUUGUUGUGGUUGGAAAUCCUCUCCUCCCUGUAUGCAUUAUUGCUAUAGGAUUAUGAAUUUUAUUUGGUUUGGAGAAAUGGUUUCAACAAAGUACCAGGAAAAUAUUCUAAGAUGUGCAAACUUGAACCCAGAUUAUCAGGUUCAGCUCUGGACAGAGAUUAUUACUGAAGAAUUAAAAUCUAACUUGUCUAAUGUUCACUUAAUUGAUCUCAAUAAGGAAAUAUCAGAAUUUCAGACUUAUGAAUGGUUGUUAAAUGAGACAAACAAAGGUUACAAAUCAGACAUUUUACGAUAUGAGAUCAUCUAUAAAAGCGGGGGUGUUUACUUUGAUACGGAUACAAUAUGUGUUGAGCCUUUAAAUGAUUUACUGACGGCAAGCUUUGUAGCUUUUUCCCCAAUUCCUCGGAGUCAUCUCUCCAACGGGGUACUAGGUUUUCCUAAAGGAUCUAAGUUUUUGAAAUAUGUUUUAGAUGCCUUAAAACUGAAUAUAAAAAAGAAUCCUAAAGGGACCUCAAAAACUGGACCACCGUUCUUGACUGGUUGUUUUAAAAAAUAUAAUGAUUCCAACAUUAACAUGAUAUUCUCUCUAGUCAAAAAGACAUCCAAAAAUGUUGUUUACCAGACUCUAGAUGCAUCUUGGAUGGUAAAAAAAAUUGUUCCAUAAUUAUUGUAGCUGUAAUUUUCUGAAACGUUUUGUGCAUGUCUUGAUGCCAACAUUAUUUCUAGAUAAAAGAAAAGAUUGUUAACAAUAACAGAAUAACAGAAAUAAAAAUAAAAAUGAUGUAAAU
Messenger RNA from Eurytemora carolleeae, 2232 nucleotides. Its product is annotated as inositol phosphoceramide mannosyltransferase 3. The coding region runs from base 1476 to 2108 and encodes 210 amino acids. Gene Ontology annotation, biological process: mannosyl-inositol phosphorylceramide biosynthetic process. The transcript is spliced from 9 exons. Gene Ontology annotation, molecular function: mannosyltransferase activity. The record is from RefSeq and is a predicted model, not a curated record. NCBI's taxonomy places the organism in Eukaryota, Metazoa, Arthropoda, Copepoda, Calanoida, Temoridae.